AUGCCCUCCGCCGUGGUCACAUCUCGUCCAGCUCCGCCCACACCAGAUGCGCGAGAGAACAUUCCGGCACCAAAGGGCCUCCCUAUACUGGGAAACCUGCUCGACCUGCAAGAUGAGGUGCCUCUCCACGCGAUUGAACGCAUGGUCGAUAUCCACGGGCCCAUAUUCAAAAUCACCAUUCUCGGCCAGGAACGCAUCACCAUCGCCAGUGCAGAGCUCUUGGAAGAACUAUGCGACGAAAAGCGCUUCUGGAAAACCCCCGGCGAUGCCCUGGCGUCUUUGAAGAGAAAAGGAGCGCCGCGAAGCGGACUAUUCUCUGCACCGAGCGAGGACUCCAUCGAUUGGCAGCUCGCUCAUCGAAUUCUCAUGCCAGCAUUUGGACCGCUCAGUAUCCAACAGAUGUUCGGCGAGAUGCACGACAUUGCAAGCCAGCUGGUCUUAAAGUGGGCACGAAAGGGCCCAAGCUAUCGAAUCCCCGUUACACUCGACUUCACACGACUCACCCUGGACACAAUUGCCCUGUGUGGGAUGGGAUAUCGCUUCAACUCGUUCUACCAAAACGAGAUGCAUCCAUAUGUCGACGCAAUGAAUACCACGCUCUCUGCAUCCUCGGAUCGACUGAAAGUCGGCUCGCUAGUACGCAAAUUGCUGCCGUGGGACAAGUCCGCUCAACAGCUCGAAGAGGCCCGAGACUACAUGCGUGAGGUGGCGCACGAGCUUGUCCAAAACCGCAGAGACAACCCGACAGACAAGCAUGACCUGCUGAACGCCAUGAUCCACGGCAAAGAUCCCAAGACGGGAGAGACGAUGGACAACGACCUCAUCUCCGCCAACAUGACCACCUUUCUCGUUGCCGGGCAUGAAACAACCAGUGGCCUCUUGUCCUUUGCCAUGCUCAACCUCCUCAAGAAUCCGCAAACAUAUUUCAAAGCGCAGCAGGAAAUCGACCGGGUCGUGGGCCGCGAGAGGCUGACAAUUGACCAUCUCAAGGACCUGCAUUACAUAACUGCAGUCCUUCGAGAAACUCUUCGCCUGACGCCCACAGCCCCUGGCUUCUCCCGAAGCAUCCGCGGAGACAAUCCCAAUGAUGUCGAGCCCUUGCUCGGUGGCAAGUAUGCCAUCAGGCGAAGCGACCAGGUGUUGUGUCUCAUUGGCAAAGCACAGCGGGAUCCGAAAGUAUACGGAGAAGACACGAACGAUUUCAAUCCAGACCGCAUGCUUGAAGAAAACUUUCAACGCUUACCAGCGGGAGCAUGGAAAGCCUUUGGCACCGGCAUUCGCGCUUGUAUCGGCCGGGCGUUCGCCUGGCAAGAGGCGCAAAUGGUCCUCGCGUUGAUGCUGCAAACAUUCAACUUUAGCUUGGACGACCCGCAAUACCAGAUGAGGAUCAAACAAACGCUGACCAUCAAGCCCGAGGGCUUUUACAUGCGUGCUACUCUUCGCGAAGGUAUCACGCCUACCAGCUUGCAGCACUUCCUCACUGGUGGGCAGACGAAUGAAGAUGUGGCCACCAACGGAAGCGUCUCUGCGAUCAAGGGCGCUGGCAGCAGUGGAAAGCCAUUCACGGUGAUUUACGGAUCGAAUACGGGGACAUGUCAAUCUCUUGCGCAGAAACUCAGCAUCGAGGCACACCACCAUGGCUUUUCGGCACAGGUGAAAGAGAUGAACUCCGCAGUUGGUGCCCUCCCGAAAGACCGACCCGUCAUUAUUAUCGCGGCGAGUUAUGAAGGACAACCGACUGACAACGCCAAUCAGUUCAUUGCUUGGCUUGAAUCGGCGAAGAACACAUCAAACCUCGAUGGCGUGGAGUAUGCCGUAUUUGGAUGCGGUCACAGCGAUUGGAAGAGUACCUUUCACCGAAUACCGAAACUCGUGGAUGACCUGAUGCAGAAGUCGGGAGGACAACGUAUUGCGGAACGAGGCCUCACGGACGCUGCUAACAACCGCAUCUUCUCCGACUUCGAGAGCUGGAUGGACGGCAUUCUGUGGCCAGCCUUGGCUCCGCACGUUGACACAAAGGCGGUCGCGCUUCCCGCGUUAGAGAUGCAAGUAGCCGCCCAGGACCGCACGACGUACCUGAGACAAGAUCUACAGAAAGGUACUGUCGUGGACGCACGCAUACUCACUGCACCCAGCGAACCCGAGAAGCGGCAUCUGGAGGUGAAGCUUCCUCAAGGUCAAAGCUAUAGCACUGGCGAUUACCUGGCCAUCCUUCCAUUUACUCCAGCCGACAGUGUUAGGAGAGCGAUGAAAAACUUCAACAUUGCGUCUGGCGCUACAAUCACAAUCAAGCCUGGCUCGGCAACAUUCCUCCCAACGGGAGUGACGAUUUCCGCUGCGGACCUUCUCCGAGGAUAUGUCGAGCUCGGGCAGCCAGUGACCAAGAAGGAUCUGCGAGCAUGUGCUGCCGCCGCUCAAGAUGCGGAACAGAAGUCGCGGCUGGAGUCAAUGCUCAAUCAGGCUGGACCAGGAGGAAUCACCGAGCUCCGACUGAGUGUACUUGACAUCCUCGACCAAUACCCAUCGAUCGAAAUGCCAUUCAGUACCUUCGUCUCCAUGCUGCCUCCACUGCGGCCUCGACACUACUCCAUCUCAUCCUCGCCCUUGCACGAUCCAGAAAAGUGCACAAUCACAUACAGCAUCAUCGACGAAGCUUCCAAUGCCGGAGCGGGCAGGUUCAUCGGCGUCACGUCAAACUACUUGUCAUCACUGCGAGCCGGUGACGAGGUCCUGGUUUCCGUCCGAGCGACCAACAAGUUCUUCCGUCUGCCGACAGAUCCCGAUUCCUGCCCAAUCCUUCUGUUCGGGGCUGGUACUGGAUAUGCACCCUUCCGCGGCUUCCUUCAGGAGCGUGCUGUUCAAAAGGCAGCAGGACGGACCCUGGCGCCGGCACUGCUGUUCUUGGGUUGCCGCUCCCAGACCAAAGACCGUCUGUACGCUGACGAGAUUGAUGCCUGGAUCAAAGAUGGAGUAGUGGACGUGAAAUACGCUUUCUCACGCGAGCCGGAGAACUCCAAGGGCUGCAAGUAUGUUCAAGACCGCAUGCUGGAGGACAAAGACGACGUGCUGCGCAUGUGGCGAGCGGGGGCUAAAGUUUUCGUGUGUGGAGGGCCAGAGGUGUCGACGGGGAUAGGAGGUGCUGCAAAACACCUGUUGAUGCAGAGCGGGACGAAUAAUGGGCAGGUGAUGACGGAAGAAGAGGUGGAAGAAUGGUUUGGAGAGAGGCGGAAUGAGCGAUAUGUGGUGGAUGUGUUUGCUUAG
This is a messenger RNA of Neohortaea acidophila, 3261 nucleotides long. Its product is annotated as bifunctional P-450:NADPH-P450 reductase. The transcript has 2 exons. Gene Ontology annotation, molecular function: aromatase activity; NADPH-hemoprotein reductase activity; FMN binding. Lineage: Eukaryota; Fungi; Ascomycota; Dothideomycetes; Mycosphaerellales; Teratosphaeriaceae. The coding region runs from base 1 to 3261 and encodes 1086 amino acids. Gene Ontology annotation, cellular component: cytosol. The record is from RefSeq and is a predicted model, not a curated record.